Molecule: messenger RNA, 1869 nt
Organism: Hydractinia symbiolongicarpus
Lineage: Eukaryota; Metazoa; Cnidaria; Hydrozoa; Anthoathecata; Hydractiniidae
Product: inactive tyrosine-protein kinase transmembrane receptor ROR1-like
Exons: 1
Coding region: 712-1236 (174 amino acids)
Biological process (GO): proteolysis
Molecular function (GO): metalloendopeptidase activity; signaling receptor binding
Source: RefSeq, a predicted model, not a curated record
UCCUGGACAACAAUUACUUGGUGUCAAUGAGAACUGUGGUAGCGGUUCUGUUAUUCACGAGAUUGGUCAUGCAGUAGGACUACCUCACGAACAUAGUAGAACUAACCGAAAUAGGUUCAUACAAGUAUUUGGAAAAAACAUAAGGAGGGACUCAAAAAGGGAUUUUAGUAAGUGUCUUAUACUAUUGAUCAGCUCCCAAAAAAUAACCUUAUUUUGUUUAAAAUAUGGUAGUCAGAUAGUAAUCUGACUACCGUAUUAUAAACAAGUGUGUUAUCAAGUGUUAACAAUGCAUAAAAUAUCAACGCCCCGUAAAUGAACGACAUGAGAAAAUCUGCCAGACUUCCUGCCAAUUGCUCGCAACUUUUCAUGCGACCUAUGUUAAAACCAGACAGUAUGUUAAAUAACUUUAUUUGAUUUUCAGAAAUUUAACCAGAAGGUAAAAAUUCGCUCUUUAAGCAGAUAGUGCUAUUUUAAGCAGAUAGUGGUAUUUGGAACAAAUUUUUAGCUUUCGUUGACGUCAUAAAAAAGUGCUGCCAUAAGCAAAAAAUUAUUGCUCCAAUUUUGUUCCUUUUUACUAUAAGCUUGCUAAAUUUUAUUCAAUUUAGACAGGUCUAUAAAAAGUAAUUAGUGGAGAGGGGGCGGAACCCACACUCCUUGGCAUACUAUGUUUGAAAACUUGCAGACCGAGUUGUGUUAAGGUCUAGUUUUUCUAUGUCUUUGUAUUUGUAUCUAUGUAUUUGUCUAGAACGUGUUGAAUCCGAGGAUGUGGACAUCGUUGAUUACGCCUAUGACUUUUGGUCAAUUAUGCAUUAUGGGCCAAUGGUUUCUUCAAAAAACGGCCUUCCAACAAUUAAAGUGAAAGAGAAAUAUAGCCAUCUAAAACCUAAACUGGGACAACGGAAGUCAUUGUCUUACCUCGACAUCGCUAAAGUAAGAUCCAUGUACAACUGCAACCAAAUUCCAAGCGCAGAGAGCAAUAAUGUUUGUGUUAGCAAGGCUACCAAAGGUCGUGAUUACAGAGGCAAGUUAGAUUACACAGAAGAAGGAGUGAUGUGCCAACCGUGGAACAAGAAGUAUCCACAUUCUCAUGACUACGAUUUGUCUGACAAAGACGAUGGGCUUGGGGAGCAUAACUAUUGUCGCAACCCAGGUGGUGAAAGAGAGCGACCAUGGUGUUUCACAACUCUAAUGCAUACCAAAAAGCAAUACUGUGAUCUGGAAAUGUGUGUCGAGUAGUAUCAAAGUUGGAAGAGCAAAAGCUAAUAAUAUGCGCAAAUGAUCGUGGAACACUUAGCAUUUUCUUCUUUAUUUAAGAAAUAAUUAUUUGUGAAUUCGUCAAAAACAAUGCUUGAAAAUAGACAAAAUUCAGCGUUAAAAGUCUAUUUUAUUUUCCGUGGCUGUUUUUUAGUAACGUUUUUACCAAGAGCAAAGUCUCUCAUAUCACCUUAAUGCCAUGAACAAUUGGGUCAGGAAAAUGUAAAAACCAAAAUAAAAACUUGACCAUUACUUGAAUAACUACUAAAGUUCUUGAUAGUCAUUUUCAAGCAAACUCAUUGAACUUCAGCGACGGUAGCAAAUUGAAUAUGUCUCGCACGUGAAAAAAAAUACUUUACAUCUCAAGUUGCAUCUUCAAUAACUGUUUUAUUGUGUAUUUCUUCUUAAAUAAUUUUUUAUUCUUUUAAGCAUCAUUGAAAAACGUUUUUACAAAGUGUGACCGAUCUUAACGAAAACCAACUUUUUUUGGACGGUCCUCGAAAGGGCUGAGUAACGGCAGCAAAAGAGAGGCACAACAAAGAAGAGCUCACAACAAAAUCCUAACGAAUUCCAUAUUAUAAUAAAUCUUGUCUGAGAAUGUGUACACUCAAAAUA